Messenger RNA from Thecamonas trahens ATCC 50062, 2295 nucleotides. RefSeq names its product aaa ATPase. Gene Ontology annotation, molecular function: ATP binding; ATP hydrolysis activity. The transcript has 3 exons. Bases 1 to 2295 code for a protein of 764 amino acids. The record is from RefSeq and is a predicted model, not a curated record. Lineage: Eukaryota; Apusomonadida; Apusomonadidae.
AUGGAUCCAGGCCAUGCCUUUCACCUGGACAUGCAGCGGGCCAUUGUGGCCUCCCUGGCGAGCAUAGCACCUCCUCCGCGGGCUGCACCAGCACCUGCUCGGGCGACAGCGGGUCGGGCGGCUGGCCGCACCAGUGCGCCGCGGGCUUCGCACACUCCUCUAUUGCCACGACUGCGAGCGGCGGGCGGAUCUUCAUCUUCGCGGGCGGCGGCAGGCACAGGGCCGCGACUGGGGCGGCGCAAUCAGCUGGCGCGCGAGGGCAUCUUGCCACGGUCCACGUCUGGUCCGGGCUCGUCGGGUCCGACAUCGGCGCCAAAGUCGGCGUCGCCGGUGCGGACAAGUGCAAGCGGCCGAUCGGCGGGCCGACGGGCUGGCGAUGGCCGUGGGCGAGCAAGCACAGUCUCGCCAUCGGCGCUGAGUCAGCGGCGGCGGCGCAAGGAGCGGGCGCGCUGUGGCGGCGACGGCGGCGGCGACGACAGCGGCGUAUGGAUCGACAAGACUGGAAAGGGCAUGAUGCGGCGGCGCGGGCGAGUGUGGUGCCUCGACUCGACCAUUUCGAUGUUCUACGGCGUGGUGUAUACGCCGUCGGUGGCGUCUCGGCCGGUGGCCAAGUCGCGGUACUCGUUCUCGCUCACCGCGAUUGUGUCCAAGGUCAACCGCGCCGAUCCACAGACGCUGUACAUUGUGCUCAAGUGGGGAACAGGCAAGGGCCUCAACUGCGUGGCGCUCGCUGUGUCGACAGCCAAGUACCUUUGGUCGGCGCUGCAGUUUCGGGCUGACCGCAGGCUCAAGCCGAACAUCCCCAUCGACAUCACCAUCGACGUUGACGGCUCGCAUGUUUCACUCUACGGCAACUCAGUGUGCAUUUUUGACAGCCUCGAUCUCUCCCAUUGCACCGACGCACUUGACGGGCCCAUCGGCCUCGGCAUCUACCGCGGCCUGGUCUCGAUCAACAGCAUUGCGCUCGUUCCGUUGGUCGACUCGCCGUUUGCUGGUACCGGGGGCCAUGUACACGGCUUGGCUCGAGGCAAGCACAAGAGCAAGCGCAAGGGUAAGGGCAAGACCGACGCGUCGGCGGGCGGCGAUGAGCCGAGCGCGGCCUCUCCGCCGCUGGCCCGCCGCGGCAAUCAGCCGUUCCUCACCGGGCCAACCAUCACUGGCGCAACCAAGAGCCCGGGCGGGCCGAGUUCGGUCUCGCCGUCCAAGGUGCGAGCGAGCCACUCCCGACGGCUUGACUCGCCUGUCCGGCGGCAGCCGCCGCGUCGCAUAGACAGCAGCUCUAGUUCGGCAGACUCGCUGACAUCGAGCUCAUCGUCGAGACCGCGACGGCCGACGAGGCGGACGCACAAGGCUUACGGCUCGAGCGCAGGCUCGUCGAGCUCAUCGAGCUCGUCGUCGAGCGAACCUGUCCGGCCAGUGGAACGCUACCAGGCGCCGAUUCCGACGGACGCGCCGCUGGUGGAGAUGAUCGAGACGUACAUGCUCGAGGACGACCCGAAUGUGAGCUGGGACGACAUCGCCGGGCUCGACGAGGCCAAGCGAGUGCUCCAGGAGGCUACAAUGGUGGCGCGGGCGGUGGCGUCCGAGUGCGAGACGACGUUUUUCAACGUCUCGUCGUCGACGCUCACCUCCAAGUGGCGCGGCGAGUCAGAGCGGCUGGUGCGGGUGCUGUUCGACAUGGCGCGUCACUAUGCGCCAUCGACCAUCUUUAUCGACGAGAUCGACUCGAUUGCGUCCAAGCGCGGUGGGCAGGGCGAGCACGAGGCGUCGCGGCGGGUCAAGUCGGAGCUCCUGGUCCAAAUGGACGGGGUGAACACAGCCGUGGCCGAAGCCGCUGCGUCGGCAGAGGGCAGCAGCGGGCCGAUGAAGCUUGUUACCGUCCUCGCUGCCACCAACUACCCGUGGGCACUCGACGACGCCAUGCGAAGGCGGCUAGAGAAGCGGAUUUACAUCCCGCUGCCGAACUUGGAGGCCCGGCAGCGGCUGCUGACCAUCAACCUUCAGUCGGUGGUGUACGACGAGGCGGCGCUGGACCUUUGCGAGCUUGCACGACGGAUGGACGGCUACUCGGGCGCCGACAUCACCAGCGUCUGCCGCGACGCUGCGCUCAACAAGCUUCGAAAACGCAUCAAGGGCCUUUCGCCGAAGCAGAUCCGCAAGCUCAAGUCCGAGGAUGUUGACGAGCCAGUGACCAUGGACGACUUUGACACGGCGCUCGCCAACGUCUCGGCUUCAGUCAACCGCAACGAGAUCGCCCGCUUUGAGGCCUGGCACGCCGAGUUUGGCUCGGAGUAG